AUGGAAGAUAAAGAACACAAACAGAACCCUGAGUCCAAGGAGAAAAUCAUUCAAUUUUUUUCAGAUUUCAUGACAAGGAUCACCAUGCUUGAAGAACUAGCAGACGUCGGAAGCAAAUUACUCGUUGGCUUUCAGCAAGCACUCGCUAUCACCAGUGCCAGCCAGUCCAUUACGGCACCAUCAAGUUAUCAGCUGUCAAAUGCGAUCAAUGCUUAUUGGUCGUCUAAGAUGUUCGCCGGUAUUUGCUUUUCAGCAACGAAAGGGCAAUACAAGAAUAACAAAAACAACAGUCAGAGCUCGAAAACCAUGACAAUCAAAGCAAAUACUGGUAAGUCUGUGUCAACAACAUGA
Molecule: messenger RNA, 351 nt
Organism: Fraxinus pennsylvanica
Lineage: Eukaryota; Viridiplantae; Streptophyta; Magnoliopsida; Lamiales; Oleaceae
Source: the annotation of a GenBank genome assembly